Messenger RNA from Elephantulus edwardii (Cape elephant shrew), 3760 nucleotides. It is a transcript of the gene TLK2, whose product is annotated as tousled-like kinase 2. Gene Ontology annotation, molecular function: protein serine/threonine kinase activity; ATP binding. The record is from RefSeq and is a predicted model, not a curated record. Bases 266 to 2518 code for a protein of 750 amino acids. NCBI's taxonomy places the organism in Eukaryota, Metazoa, Chordata, Mammalia, Macroscelidea, Macroscelididae. Gene Ontology annotation, biological process: chromosome segregation; peptidyl-serine phosphorylation; intracellular signal transduction. The transcript is spliced from 22 exons. Gene Ontology annotation, cellular component: nucleus.
GCCGGGGCCCGGGUCCGCGUCGGGCGCCUGGCUCUGUACGCGAGCCCGGGGAUCUGCGGCCCUCACGGCUCCCCUCCCCCGCCCGCCCUCUCGUGGAGCCCGACGCCGGCGGCAGCUGCCCGGGCGGGGGGUUGAGGCGCACAGGAGAGGCCCCGGCUCCGCCCUGGGCCUGCCCUGGGGGAGAGAGCAGCGGCCCGCAGCCGGGUCGGGUCGGGGCUCCUCCCGGGAGGAGAGUGGAACGGCGGCGGCGGCGGCGGCAGUAGAAAUGAUGGAAGAAUUGCAUAGUCUGGACCCAAGAAGGCAGGAAUUAUUAGAGGCCAGGUUUACUGGAGUUGGUGUUAGUAAGGGGCCACUAAAUAGUGAGUCUUCCAAUCAGAGCUUGUGCAGCGUGGGGUCCUUGAGUGAUAAAGAAGUUGAGACUCCUGAGAAAAAGCAGAAUGAUCAGCGCAACCGGAAAAGAAAAGCUGAACCUUAUGAAAGUAGCCAAGGAAAAGGCACUCCUAGGGGACAUAAAAUUAGUGAUUACUUUGAGUUUGCUGGGGGAAGCGGGCCAGGAACCAGCCCUGGCAGAAGUGUUCCACCAGUUGCACGAUCCUCACCGCAGCAUUCCUUAUCCAAUCCCUUACCGCGUCGAGUAGAGCAGCCCCUCUACGGUUUAGAUGGCAGCAUAGCCAAGGAGGCAUCGGAGGAACAGUCUGCUUUGCCAGCCCUGAUGUCAGUGAUGCUCGCAAAACCUCGGCUUGACACGGAGCAGCUGGCACACAGGGGUGCUGGCCUUUGCUUCACUUUUGUUUCCGCUCAGCAAAACAGUCCCUCUUCUACGGGAUCUGGCAACACAGAGCAUUCCUGCAGCUCCCAAAAACAGAUCUCCAUGCAGCACAGACAGACGCAGUCUGACCUCACAAUAGAAAAAAUAUCUGCACUAGAAAAUAGUAAAAAUUCUGACUUAGAGAAGAAAGAAGGAAGAAUAGAUGAUUUGUUACGAGCCAACUGUGAUUUGAGACGGCAGAUUGAUGAGCAGCAAAAGAUGCUAGAGAAAUACAAGGAACGAUUAAAUAGAUGUGUAACAAUGAGCAAGAAACUUCUUAUAGAAAAGUCAAAACAAGAGAAGAUGGCAUGUAGAGAUAAAAGUAUGCAAGACCGUUUGAGAUUGGGUCAUUUUACCACUGUCCGACACGGGGCCUCUUUUACUGAGCAGUGGACAGAUGGUUACGCUUUUCAGAAUCUUAUCAAACAACAGGAAAGGAUAAAUUCACAGAGGGAAGAGAUAGAAAGACAACGGAAAAUGUUGGCAAAGCGGAAACCUCCUGCCAUGGGACAGGCGCCUCCAACAACCAAUGAGCAGAAACAGCGGAAAAGCAAGACCAAUGGAGCUGAGAAUGAAACAUUAACGUUAGCAGAAUACCAUGAACAAGAAGAAAUCUUCAAACUCAGAUUAGGGCAUCUUAAAAAGGAGGAAGCGGAGAUACAGGCAGAGCUGGAAAGGCUAGAAAGGGUUAGAAAUCUACAUAUUAGAGAACUAAAAAGGAUACAUAAUGAAGAUAAUUCACAAUUUAAAGAUCAUCCAACGCUAAAUGACAGAUAUUUGUUGUUACAUCUUUUGGGUAGGGGCGGUUUCAGUGAAGUUUACAAGGCAUUUGAUCUAACAGAACAGAGAUAUGUAGCUGUGAAAAUUCACCAGUUAAAUAAAAACUGGAGAGAUGAGAAGAAAGAGAAUUACCACAAGCAUGCAUGUAGGGAAUACCGGAUUCACAAAGAACUGGAUCAUCCCAGAAUAGUUAAGCUGUAUGAUUACUUUUCACUGGACACUGACUCGUUUUGUACAGUAUUAGAAUAUUGUGAGGGAAAUGAUCUGGACUUCUACCUGAAACAGCAUAAAUUAAUGUCAGAGAAAGAGGCCCGAUCCAUUAUCAUGCAGAUUGUGAAUGCUUUAAAGUACUUAAAUGAAAUCAAACCUCCCAUCAUACACUAUGACCUCAAACCAGGUAAUAUUCUUUUAGUAAAUGGUACAGCAUGUGGAGAGAUAAAAAUCACCGAUUUUGGUCUUUCCAAGAUCAUGGAUGACGAUAGCUACAAUUCAGUGGAUGGCAUGGAGCUAACGUCACAAGGUGCUGGGACUUACUGGUAUUUACCACCAGAGUGUUUUGUGGUUGGGAAAGAACCGCCAAAGAUCUCAAAUAAAGUUGACGUCUGGUCUGUGGGUGUGAUCUUCUACCAGUGUCUUUAUGGAAGGAAGCCUUUUGGUCAUAACCAGUCCCAGCAAGAUAUUCUACAAGAGAAUACCAUCCUCAAAGCUACUGAAGUGCAGUUUCCGCCAAAGCCAGUAGUAACACCUGAAGCAAAGGCUUUUAUUCGGAGAUGCUUAGCCUACCGAAAAGAGGACCGUAUCGAUGUUCAGCAGCUGGCCUGUGACCCAUACUUGCUGCCUCACAUCCGAAAGUCAGUCUCCACAAGUAGCCCUGCUGGAGCUGCUAUUGCAUCAACUUCUGGAGUGUCCAAUAACAGUUCUUCGAAUUGAGACCGACUCCUAGGCCAUAGACUGUUGAACACGCAAAAUGGACAAAUGGCAUUCAGCAGCGGGUUUGGAACAUAGUGAAUCCGAAUGGAUCUCAUGAAACCUGUACCAGGUGCUUUUAUUUUCUUGCUUUUUCCCAUCCAUAGAGCAUGACAGCAUCGAUUCUCAUUGAGGAGAAACCUGGGGCAGCUCUGGCCAGGCCUCAUAGGAAAAGGCCCCGCCCGAGGUUCCAGCGUCAAUGGUCACUGUGUGUGGCUGCUCGGAGUGAGGAAAAAUGAAAAAGAAAAACUGGUUCCAUGUACUGUGAACUUGAAAACAUGCAGACUCAGGGGGUGUCCCUGAUGCAGUGCUUCAGAUGAAGAAUGUGGACUUGAAAAUACAGACUGGGCUAGUCCAGUGUCUAUAUUUAAACUUGUUCUUUUCUUUUAAUAAAGUUUAGGUAACAUCUCCUGAGAAGCUUGCAGCACAGAGGCUCAGGUGGGGAUGUGUUUGACUUCGGAGGAAAAAAGUUGCUAUUGCCCGUUAAAGGCACUAGAGUUAGUGUUUUAUCCAUAAAUAAUUUCAAUUUUUAAAAACAUGCAGCUUCCCUUCCCUUUUUUUUAUUUUUGAAAGAAUACAUUUGGUCAGAAAAUGAAACCCGUAUUAGCAAGUACGUGGCAAUGUUCAUUCCAUUCAGAUGCAGCUUUCUCCAUCUGGUCUCCUGUUUGCAGUUGCUUCCUUCCUCGCCGUAGGGAAGUGAUUGGAUGGGAGCACUUAGAUGUGUGAGCUUUGCCACUGGACAGAGAAUGAGGUUAGAAGACUGCAGCUUGGAAUCUCUCUAGGUUUUCAACUAUUCCUUCACAAUUUGAACACUUGACGGUUGUCCCUUUUAAUUUAUUUGAAGUGCUAUUUUUUUAAAUAAAGGUUCAUCUGUCCAUGCAGUCCUCUUGGCUUCUCUUAGUAUAGGGGCUGUGAACCGGUGCACAGGUAGGCAGAGAACGGGCUGGGAAGUGGAAAUGCCCCAGGCAUCGGUCGUCCUACCCACAGCCUUUGUGUGCCUGCUAACUGGUGUACAAUUCUUGUUAACCACGUAUUAAAACUUGAUCAGCACAUAAGCUUUCCUCUAUUAGAUCUCUGGGCAGGAGAUAGCCUCCCCCAAAUCUCUCACUCUAAGUGUUGCUGGUUGUGUGUGCUGGUAUGUGCAUCUGUACACACACUUGAUCUAACUCACUGGAUUAGAGUCAUCAAGUGGAAUUUUUAAAAAAA